Molecule: messenger RNA, 1520 nt
Organism: Emericellopsis atlantica
Lineage: Eukaryota; Fungi; Ascomycota; Sordariomycetes; Hypocreales; Bionectriaceae
Exons: 2
Coding region: 309-1367 (352 amino acids)
Source: RefSeq, a predicted model, not a curated record
CAUCCAGUAUAUCUGGCUAGCGUCGCCAUUCCGAUCCUCCAACUCCAUUCCAUCUAGCAAACACAGACACACAAUUCUUCACUUUGACGAAAAUCAGCUACCAAUACUCCACGCGCCAUUCUUGAAGGAUUUACGCCAGGCCAGACCUCUACAGCUGCGAUUCCUGGCAACCCCCACCAACGGCGUCCCUCUACCUUGUCCCCUCCCAGCCGCAAGGUCCAGCCCGACUGUCCGAGACCCAACGGGAAACGCCUCUGGCCUUGUCAACCGCACGAGCCCAGCUUAUUCGUACGAGAAAGCGCGGGGCCAUGGGCUUGACCGCAGUGCACGUUCGAGGGAAGCGGAAAUCCAGCUCAUCUAAAUUCAGUAAACCUCCAAAGGCCCUGCAACCCCACGAGCAGCAGCACACGCGCAAAAAGGCGAAGCGGUCCAUGUCCGACGUGAUGGCAGCACAUUCUAGCAAGGAGCGCUCGAAUCUAGACACACUGCCUUCCGAGAUCCUGGAAAAGAUUCUACUGUACAGCCAGAACCUGUCGCUACCCCACGCCAGUCUUGUCAUCGGGGCCAAGCUUUCGGAGAGAGCCACUCUGAUUCGACUUCUCAUCUGGGCAUUCCACGAGACAUGGGAUCAAUGGUUUGGCGUGCCGACGAGCACGACUUUGCUUCACGGUCCUCCAGUGAUGGGUAAGCCGCAGACAAAAUGUCACGGCGACCAUGUUCUACAGACUGCCGUGCUCAAGCAGCCUUGGGCGAAGAUCGACUACCUCCUCCAAGCCCAACAGACCUGGGCUGAUAACAAUGCGUACGGUCGGUGGUUCCAACACUCAAUACCGUGGAACGACGAACCAGAUGAGCUCGGGCACUCCCACCACGGCGGACCGUCGCACUACAACGCACACAAAUGUUUCGACGUCGACUAUAGCCAGGCGACAAACUGGUCACCCUUCCGCGUCGAGUCCAUGGCGUGGGGUACGCAAGACAUACACCCCAAGACACGCAUUCCCGAGGAUCUCAUCACCGGCCCGUGGGACGAGGAGCAAACAAAACGUCUUUUCUGGCUGGCGCGAGGUGGCAUGCUCAUUGCUAGCCAGGACUUUGACAUGCCGCCCUGGGAGAUGAAGAUUGAGCUCUUGCGCAACGCCGUCCUCAAUUGCACAAAACCCAACAUGAUUGUCAUCAACUGUCUCAUCGGCGCCUGGGUAUUCCAGGAUCUGCCAGGUGAGGUUGUGCGCAAGGAGCUGAAUGAUCUCGACCGUCGUAUCAAAUGGGGCGACGACACUGAUCUCAUGAGGACCAUCUUGCAGCGGACACGCAACGUCAUGAGCACAUUCCAAGACUAUCGUCAGAUGCGCCGCAGCUCUGUAUGAGCAUGUGUUGACUCGGGAGACGGUGGAUAUCAAGGAGAAAGGGGCUAUUUUCAUGAUGAGCUACGAAGACUACGAUGGCCAUGACUGUACUAUGCAUAGCGUUUAUUGAAUACCGAAACACAAGGUUUCCUCGACUGAGGUGGAGCAGCAGUG